Messenger RNA from Fusarium vanettenii 77-13-4, 2832 nucleotides. RefSeq lists its product as uncharacterized. Gene Ontology annotation, biological process: protein quality control for misfolded or incompletely synthesized proteins; protein targeting to peroxisome; protein processing. NCBI's taxonomy places the organism in Eukaryota, Fungi, Ascomycota, Sordariomycetes, Hypocreales, Nectriaceae. Gene Ontology annotation, cellular component: peroxisomal matrix. The coding region runs from base 1 to 2832 and encodes 943 amino acids. The record is from RefSeq and is a predicted model, not a curated record. The transcript has 4 exons. Gene Ontology annotation, molecular function: ATP hydrolysis activity; ATP binding; ATP-dependent peptidase activity.
AUGUCCAAGCCGCAGACCGGAACUCUGCCCCUGAUACCGCUCGCACGAGGCACCAUCCUCCUCCCCGGUCUCGUCCAGCGCAUUCCAGUCUCGUCCAACCGACCCGACGUCCCCGCCCUCCUCGCCCACGUCUACGAGCAGGCCGCCACCAAGGGCCCCGACACGCGAAUCGAUAGCAUCCCCAUCGGCUGUGUCCCCAUCUCGUCACCUCUGGUCGGCCCCAAUGGCCAGCGUCUCAUCGGCGAUGCUGAGGACAUAGAUCCUGCAGAGAUUGAAAAUGUUCUUCCCGGAUCUGCGCGCAAGGAGGACCUCUACAACUUUGGUGUCGAGGCCAAGAUCAUUGGCAUCGAUGGAAGAGGUACCGGGGAGUUCGCCUUGCGCGUUGAAGGCGUCACGCGAAUCCGUAUCGAUAGCUUCACUAGAGAGCGUCCUUAUUUUGAAGCAAAGGUUACAUUCUUUAAAGAAGACACCACCACUCCUCCCGAUAAGCAACUACAAGACCUCUUCAACCUUUUGAAAACGCGAUCCCGUGAACUCGUCACCAUUCUAAGGAUUUCCUCUCUUCUCCCCCGAACCAAGGCUGGACCAGUACUUUCGCCAGUGCUUACACGACGACUCGAGAUGCUCAUCAUGAGGAGGGAGCUCAAGGAAGCCGGUCUUCUCGCCGAUUUCAUGGCCAAUCUGGUCGAGAGCACGCACGAGGAGAAGCUCGAGGUUAUCGCCGCUCUGGAUGUCAAGGUGCGCCUCACCAAGGUCAUUGAACUGUUGGAGCGUCAGGUUGGCGGCAUCAAGAAUAACUUCAAGAUCACUACUUUCACCACAAUGCCCGUCCAAAUCCUCGACCGGUUAAACGAGGACCAGCAGCGAAAAACAGGCCCUAUUCCCAACAUUCCCGGCAUUACCUUUGUGCCUCCCGGCGCUCAGAUGCCCGGCGGCCACGACCAAAAUAACGAUGAAGAGGCCAACGAGCUCGAUGAACUCAAACGCAAGCUUCAAAAUGCAAAGCUCCCCGCAGAGUCCGCCAAGACGGUAGAGAGGGAGAUGCGCCGACUCCAGAAGAUGCAGCCCAUGAACCAGGAAUACCAAGUCACCCGAAACUGGUUGGAAACUCUGGCCGAAAUUCCCUGGACAGCCACGACUGAUGACCGCCUCGGUCCUGACACCCUGCACAAGGCAAGGAAGCAGCUAGAUGAGGACCACUACGGACUGGAUAACGUCAAGAAGAGGCUUAUUGAGUACCUGGCCGUUCUGAGACUGAAACAAUCCAUCAAUGAUGAUGUCGACGAGAAGAUAAAGCAGGCGGAGGAGGAAGCCCAAGCUGAAGCGCGUCACCAGCAAGAGAAGGAGAAGGAGAAGAGGGAAGAGGGAGAGAAAGAAGAGACGGCCGACGCAAGCUCAGAAGUCGAGGCCGUGAAGCCCGAUGUAGCCAAGCUUCAGAUUCUCAAGUCCCAGCGUAUGGUGGACAAGUCUCCCAUCAUGCUUCUAGCAGGACCUCCAGGUGUGGGCAAGACAAGUCUUGCGCGGUCAGUGGCUACGGCCCUGGGCCGCAAAUUCCACCGCAUUUCGCUCGGAGGCGUCAGAGAUGAGGCCGAGAUCCGUGGUCAUCGAAGAACCUAUGUUGCGGCCAUGCCUGGUUUGAUCGUUCAGGGGCUAAGAAAGGUGGGUGUUGCCAACCCCGUCUUCUUGCUCGACGAGAUCGACAAGAUUGGACAAGCCAGCAUCCACGGCGAUCCCUCAGCUGCCAUGCUCGAGGUUCUUGACCCCGAGCAGAACCACUCGUUCCAGGAUCACUACGUCGGCAUGCCAAUUGAUCUUUCCAAGAUCCUCUUCAUCGCCACUGCCAACAGCCUGGAGACUAUUCCCGCCCCUCUCCUGGAUCGAAUGGAGACCAUCUACAUCCCCGGCUACACCACUCUGGAGAAACGCCAUAUUGCCAUGCAGCAUCUGGUGCCCAAGCAGAUCAGGGUCAACGGACUUGCCGAGACCCAGGUUGCUUUCAACCAGGACGUUGUGUCCAAGAUCAUCGAGUCUUACACUCGUGAAUCCGGAGUCCGUAAUCUUGAGCGUGAGAUUGGAUCCGUUUGCCGUGCCAAAGCUGUGGAGUUCGCCGAGGCCAAGGACGGGGGUCACAUUGAAGAGUACCGCUCGGAUCUUACAGUGGAGGAUAUUGAAAACAUAUUGGGCAUUGAGAAGUUCGAGGAGGAGAUUGCUGAAAAGACAAGCCGCCCGGGCAUUGUGACGGGUCUCGUCGCCUAUAGCACCGGUGGCAAUGGCAGCAUCCUCUUCAUCGAGGUUGCUGACAUGCCCGGCAACGGACGAGUCCAGCUAACAGGAAAGCUGGGCGACGUUCUCAAGGAGAGCGUCGAAGUGGCACUAACAUGGGUCAAGGCACAUGCUUUCGAGCUGGGCCUUACACCAGAGCCAACAACUGACAUCAUGAAGGAGCGCAGCAUCCACGUACACUGUCCUUCGGGAGCCAUUCCCAAGGAUGGUCCCAGCAGUGGCAUCGGCCAGGCCAUUGCACUCAUCUCCCUCUUCUCGGGCAAGCCGGUGCCACCGACCAUGGCCAUGACGGGCGAGAUUUCUCUCCGGGGCCGAGUCACAGCCGUCGGAGGUAUCAAGGAGAAACUCAUCGGCGCCCUCCGAGCGGGAGUCAAGACGGUGCUACUACCGGCUCAAAACCGAAAGGACGUCAAAGAUCUACCGCAGGAGGUCAAGGAUGGACUCGAGAUCCUCCAUGUCAACCAUAUCUGGGAGGCCAUCCGCCUUGUUUGGCCAGAUUCGCAAUGGGCCGAUGACAGCAACUACCGAGGCAUCGAGAGCCGACUGUGA